CUGGCGUUCUUAGCUUUGUUCAAAAAUUAAAAAAGUGAAAUCAUAGACAAUGUCAGUUUCGUACGCGGUUUCCCGCGUUUUGAGGCGCGCGUCGCCGUUCCUUUUUCAAAACAGAUACGAAUCGACGGUGGCCAGUUUGACGAAAGAUGAAAUAUUGAUACUAUUAAGACCUCCUUUCACAAAUUGGAGUAAUAUAAUUAGGGACGCAGAGAAAGUAGUCGGAUAUCCGACCUCAUUUAUGAAUUUGAGAUGUCUACUGAGUGACGAGUUUGCUAAUUUGGCGUUGUAUUUAAGGAAAUUGGUUGGCAGCAAUCACCUUGUGAUGCAGACAGCUAAGAAUGUUCUUUACGGUGACUCCAAAAAUCUUCAGCCUUGGGGACUUAUGAUCUUGUUACUUUCCAAAUCAGUGAAGUCCACCUCAUCGCUUCCUGCAAAAAAGGUCGAGGAACAACAGAGGGCAUUGGCGGAACUAACAGAAAUGAUUAGAACGGGACACAUGAUUCAUCGUGGAAUUGUUAAUGUGCCUUUCGCAAAACGAUCGAAAAAUACAGAAUCUGCAAUUUUCGGGAACAAAAUUGCUCUUUUACUUGGAGAUUAUCUGCUAGUUACAGCUAACGGUAUGUUAGCUGGUCUUAGGAACUCUGACGUGUCUUACAUUAUAUCUACUGCGUUGAAAGAUCUAUCUGAAGGUGAAUUCUUCGGUGAGAGGGACGAACAAAACAUGCCAUUACCUGGUAAGCCUAAAUCAACUGACGAAGACUAUCAAAUAACGUUCGAUACUAAAUCGAUUAGUGUAGAUCAAGUAAUUGGGAAACCUAUGAGGGAAUGGACAGCUAGAACAGUUUUCAAUGGAGUCAGUCUGUUGGGCAGAGGAUGCCAAGCAGCAAUGGUUCUAAACAAACAGAGUACAGAGAUGCAAAACUACGCAUAUCAUUUCGGAUGUCACGUCGGUUUAGCGUGGCAGGCUGCUACCGAAUUGCAACAGUUAACAUCAGAUAGCAAGGACCAGUUUUGUUUGGCAAGUGCUCCUGUACUUUUUGCGUUAGAAGGCAAUCCAGAUUUGUAUGAAAUCAUUAAUCAAGGUAAAAAUGACGUAAAAGAUGUUGAUUACGAAGAUUUGAAAUUCAAUGUACUGAAGACAGAUGCGAUUGUUAAAACAAAGAAGCUUUACGAGGACCACGCUAAGAAAGCAACUGCGUACAUUGAAAGUAUGGGAGAGAACGAAUCUGUGGAUAUGAUUAAGAAAUUAAUUAAUACAUUUUGAUCUACGAAUUUGAUAUUAUUAGAGCCUUAAUAUAUUCUGUUGACUUGUAUACACUUAUGCGCCGUUAAGUUUAUUUUUAUACUCUUGUUUCUAAAAUUGUUUGGAAGAGAUUUUGUUAGUGUUAAGACCGUAUUUUCUAGUUUUAUGUGUAUUGUUGAAGAUGUAAACAAUGUUAUAUGACUUGCAACAGCAAUUGUC
Molecule: messenger RNA, 1462 nt
Organism: Achroia grisella
Lineage: Eukaryota; Metazoa; Arthropoda; Insecta; Lepidoptera; Pyralidae
Product: all trans-polyprenyl-diphosphate synthase PDSS2-like
Exons: 2
Coding region: 50-1264 (404 amino acids)
Biological process (GO): isoprenoid biosynthetic process; ubiquinone biosynthetic process
Cellular component (GO): transferase complex; mitochondrion
Molecular function (GO): prenyltransferase activity
Source: RefSeq, a predicted model, not a curated record